CAAGGCGCUCGCUCGCGAUGACACAAUAGCACGCUGAGGCGCAGGCGAACGAAUUUCGCGCUAAUAUCAAGCAUACGCAACGUGGUGCGCCACCGCUGCCGUCGGCUAUAAAUAAACAAAAGGCAAACAAUUCUUUUGUGCCAUUUUUUAAGUGCGCAGAAAAUACAAGAAUCACCUAAAAGAAAGAAAUAUCCCAAAUAUAUAUUUUGAUUUCCAGUCAAAAGUGAAGUGAAGUUGAUUUGAAAAGCUGAAACGCAAAAGCGAAAAAGUUCUAAGUAAAAUAAAAUAAUUACCAUUAAAUAUUGUAGAUAAAAGCAAACGCAUAAACAAGCAAAACCCACAGACAUUUACGCCCGGGGAAUACUCACAAAUAUUUGUUCGUAGCCAACGGAAAAGUGCAACAGCUUCAGCACGGGUCAACGUCUGCGGGAAGCCAGCGCCAGGGGACGCAGCAGCAUGAUCUACAUUGAUGACUCAGAGCCGGAAGGCGUUCUGGAGCCGGUGUUUCCUAUGCGCGAUGUGACCAUAAAUCGCAAUGUCGAUGCCCAUAAACUGUUCGAUGUGCUGGGCGAAGUGGGACGGGGAAAGUUCGGUACGGUGUACAAGUGCAGGGACAAGACGAAUGGCCUGCAAUUGGCCGCCAAGUUUGUGCCCAUCCCGAAGCGCGAGGACAAGCGGAAUGUGGAGCGAGAAGUGGAGAUUAUGAAUUCGUUGCAGCAUCAUCUCAUUAUACAAUUGUAUGCGGCAUACGAAUAUCAGAAAAUGAUGUGCGUCGUCCUGGAACUCAUUGAAGGCGGCGAGCUCUUUGACCGCGUGGUGGACGAUGAGUUCGUCCUCACUGAACGCGUCUGCCGCGUCUUCAUCCGUCAGGUGUGCGAGGCCAUGGCCUUUAUUCACGGCAAUGGCAUUGUCCAUCUGGACCUGAAGCCCGAGAACAUCCUGGUGCUUACACAGAAGGGAAACCGCAUCAAGAUCAUUGACUUUGGCCUGGCACGCAAAUUCGAUCCGGACAAGCGUCUCAGGGUGCUCUUUGGCACACCCGAGUUUGUGGCUCCGGAAGUUGUGAACUUUGAUUGCAUCUCCUACGGAACGGACAUGUGGAGCGUCGGGGUCAUUUGCUAUGUGCUCAUCUCGGGUCUGUCGCCAUUCAUGGGCGAGAACGACAUUGAAACAAUGUCAAAUGUAACCAUCGCGAAAUACGAUUUCGAGGAUGAAUGCUUCAAUGGAAUAUCCCCGGAGUGUCUGGAUUUCAUAGCCAAGCUGUUGGUAAAAGACUUGAGUACCCGCAUGGCAGCCGCAGAUUGCAUGAAGCACAAAUGGCUCCAGCAGCGGGCGACCGCGACAGCCACACCAAUAGCGAAGGGAGCCUCAUCGGCGUCGAAGACACGUCUGAAGUCGCAGUCACCGACACCAGCCGCCUCUGAGUCCUCCGAGGAGUCCACAGAGACCAUCGAGGACGACGACGACGACGUAGUGGAAGAAGUGAAGGCAGCUGUGGAAACGGGGGAGGGCGUAAGGAAGCUGGAACAGGACCAGGACCAGGACGAAGAGUGCGAAGAGCUUGCCAAGCUCUGCAGUGCCGUGGACCUGGAGAACAAAGAGCUGGAUGCCACCAAGGAUAACCUCAAGAAUUUCAUUGUGCGCUGGGAGACGCAUCCCAACAGUCCGUACGUCUUCGAUGUGGAGGGCAAUGUGAUUGCGCCCCUGAACGAGACGAGCUAUCCGCACCCGCGACGACCCCAUGGCCAGGACAGCAUCUCCUCGUCCCGAGUGUGUUCGCCCUCGCCGUGCGAGUCGAUAGCCACGAUGACGGACGACGAGCAAGGCGAGGAUGAUGCCCAGCAGCCAAAUGAGGAGGAGUCGCCUUGUGGCGACAACGAGAGCCCCAGCUCCGUGUCGACGCCCAUCAAUGAGUCGCGAGAGAAACUCUUCCCGGUCAUGGGCUCCUCCAACCCCUCCACGCCCACGCCCCAGCACCUGUUCAACGAGAACUUCGACGAGUUCUCCGGCAGCGAGUCGACGGCCCAGCAGCAAAGGAGCAUGAAGAGCUAUCUGCACACAUUCGAUCGCCGAAACUCGGACACCACCUACCUGCUGGGGCGCCGCAGCUCCGGGGAGCGCGUCAAUCUGGCUGACGAGAUCCGCAAGCUCUCUGACCAUCUGCUCAUGCUAGCUGAUAUCAACACGAAGCUAGGGGACGCCAACCACAACAGUAGCAACAGCGGCACCAAUGAAGCACCUACCCCAGCAUCGCCCCAGCCUACUCCAGCUGGUGCUGAGAGCAGUACAAGCCGCACCUCCGAGACUAGCCAGGAGGGAAACAAGUGGACCAGUCGCGCGACCAGCAGUAGCAGCUGGAACCGGCCCACGCCCAGGGGCGGACUCCUCAGUGCCGCCAGCAGCAGCAGCCAGAGUCACACCAGCUCCGACGAUGGACAGGGCCAGACCAAGGUCAGUUCGCUGUCCGUGCGCCUGCAGCAGUCAAUCGAGGAGACUCCAAAGCUGAGCAACGGCAAUGGUAGCGGGAGCACCUGGUCCAAGUCCCAGGUGCAGUCCUUACGCAACCAGUCCACGUUGAGCACGAUGAGCAGCUCCAAUACCCGGAGCAGCACCUCAAGCCAGCAAGUACAAAAGUCCUCAGUGGCCACCACCUCGAAGGUAAUCUCCAGCAGCAGCACCACCAGCAGCAGCAGCAAUAGCCAUCACAUGGUCACUGAAUCAGCCAGCAGUCGACGGGCCAAGUUCCGCAUCAAUCAGAUGAGCCGCGACGUGCCCGUUGGACUGCCCGACACGCACCAGACGGUGAAUCUAGAGGAGGCGGCUAACACCACCAAGGACUGCCUGCUGCAUCUCCUGGAGAAGUACAAUGAGACAAAGAUACGCAACCCCAUGGGCCGGCAUCAGAGCAUCAGCGUGGACUGGCAUAUGAGCGACAAUCUGGAGUACCGAUCAAUGAGCUCCAUUAAUGCCUUCUUCCAGCGGCACAACCAAACCAAUGCCGGCGGCCAUAAUGUGAAGAACAUACAGGCCCAGCUGGAGGAGAAGGCGGCGGGGAAGUAGAGGCAGACACACUGCAUACUGCAGACUCCACUGUGUAUAUAUCUGAUGUAUAUGUACUAUAUCUAUACAAAUAUCGGCUAAAGCGAGUGCUCAUCUAGUUAAACGAAUCUAGUUAAAAUUACUACACUGCAAAUUAAACAAAGAUUAAUAUUUAUGUAUU
Messenger RNA from Drosophila persimilis, 3220 nucleotides. RefSeq names its product serine/threonine-protein kinase DDB_G0283821. The record is from RefSeq and is a predicted model, not a curated record. The transcript has 9 exons. Gene Ontology annotation, biological process: positive regulation of apoptotic process; intracellular signal transduction; protein phosphorylation. Lineage: Eukaryota; Metazoa; Arthropoda; Insecta; Diptera; Drosophilidae. Gene Ontology annotation, molecular function: ATP binding; protein serine/threonine kinase activity. Bases 457 to 3060 code for a protein of 867 amino acids. Gene Ontology annotation, cellular component: nucleus.